Protopterus annectens (West African lungfish) is the source of this 1624-nucleotide messenger RNA. RefSeq names its product adenosine deaminase (gene ADA). Gene Ontology annotation, cellular component: cytosol; external side of plasma membrane. NCBI's taxonomy places the organism in Eukaryota, Metazoa, Chordata, Ceratodontiformes, Protopteridae. Gene Ontology annotation, biological process: adenosine catabolic process; T cell activation; inosine biosynthetic process. The coding region runs from base 364 to 1446 and encodes 360 amino acids. Gene Ontology annotation, molecular function: adenosine deaminase activity. The record is from RefSeq and is a predicted model, not a curated record. The transcript is spliced from 11 exons.
GUAUUGUACCUACAACUGGAGAACACCGACAGACUGAUUAAAAAGAAAAGAAAAGAAAAAUACAGUCAGCAUGUCUUUGGUAGUAGAGCAUUUGCAUGCUGAAAGUGUGCAGAAGUCUUCGCUUCUCUUGCUUUGUUGACAUGGCCCUGAUGUGGCAGCUGGGGGCAGCCCCGAGCACGAGCCGCGGGGCAGGCUGGUGGGCAGAACCAGGCGUGUCUUGGGUAGCCGCUGUUUAAAUUGGGGAACCAAAAAAGGGAGGCUGCCUUUAGGGGGAGCCUCUAAAACAGGAAAGUCGUGGUCCGAGUUCUACGGACUUACCUUAGAAAGAAACCUAUCCCCAGACUGGCGCUGAGCCCAACAAGCAUGGACAACGUUAACACCAACAGCAAUGCGCCCACUUUUGACAAGCCCAAGGUUGAACUUCACGUCCAUUUGGAUGGGGCCAUUAGACCAGAAACAGUCAUGUAUUUUGCAAAGAAGCGAGGGAUUUGUAUUGGUGCUGAGAAUGCUGAACACCUUUUGCAACAGGUUGUUAUGAAAAAACCAGGCACUUUGACAGACUUCCUCAAUAAGUUUCAUAUCUACAUGCCAACACUUGCAGGUGACAAAGAAGCUGUGAAGAGGAUAGCAUAUGAGCUUGUAGAAGCAAAAUCUAAAGAAGGAGUUGUUUACUUUGAAGCACGUUAUAGCCCUCACCUUUUGGCAAAUACAGCAGUGCAUCCUAUUCCGUGGCAACAAACCAAAGGUGACCUCACUCCUGAAGAUGUAGUUAAUCUCGUUAAUCAGGGAUUUCGGGAAGGAGAAAGGGAUUUUAAUGUUAAAGUGAGAUCUAUUCUGUGCUGCAUGCGUCAUGAGCCAGGCUGGUCUGCAGACAUUGUGGAACUUUGUAAAAAAUAUAAAAAGGAUGGUGUCGUAGCUAUUGACUUGGCUGGAGAUGAAUCAAUAAAUGUUACAGCCAAUAUGGGGCACAGGAAAGCUUAUGAGGAAGCUGUGAAGCAUGGAAUACAUAGAACAGUUCAUGCUGGUGAGGUUGGCCCCGCUUCGGUUGUUAGAGAGGCUUAUGAAGUUCUGAAGGCUGAACGAAUAGGACAUGGCUAUCACACUCUGGAUGACAAGGAACUGUACAGAGAGCUGUUGGAUAAAAGAAUUCAUUUUGAGUUGUGCCCCUGGUCCAGCAUCAUCACAGGAGCGUGUUGCCCCGAGUCUGAGAAGCAUCCUGCAAUCAGGUUUAAGAAAGACAAUGCAAACAUCUCACUGAGUACAGAUGAUCCUUUCAUUUUAAAAUCUACCCUGGAAACAGACUACAGAUUAGCAAAGUGGUUCAUGGGAUUCACAGAAAAUGACUUUAAAACCGUGAACCUCAAUGCAGCUCGUUCCAGUUUUCUACCCAAUAAGGAAAAAGAAGAGCUUAUUAAAAAUUUGAAGGAAGAGUAUGAGAAAGAAUGAUGCGUUUCAUUUUCAGGAUACCAGAAUGCAACUCAGAUUAAAAAUCAAAAUGUGUCCAACGAAACUAGAAGUGCCUCACAAAUGAUGAAGGAACCCACCAGAGCAAAGCUGAGUUUAGGAGACAAAAACACAGGGGUCCCAAACUCAGCAACCGUUUAAUAAAAUGAACAGCAAGGUA